Molecule: messenger RNA, 2403 nt
Organism: Gadus chalcogrammus (walleye pollock)
Lineage: Eukaryota; Metazoa; Chordata; Actinopteri; Gadiformes; Gadidae
Gene: smox
Product: spermine oxidase
Exons: 7
Coding region: 161-1927 (588 amino acids)
Molecular function (GO): polyamine oxidase activity
Source: RefSeq, a predicted model, not a curated record
CAUGGCAAACUGGCUGCUUCUGGUUCCAAGACCGAGACGCAUAAUAAACACAAAGCUGCACCGGUGCUCCGAGGAAAACACAAAGCCAAGCGCAGUACUGAGGUUUUCUAAAACUGAAGCCCAACGGAGUCAGACUGCCUAGAAGAAGAGCUCAUACGGCAUGCAAAGUUGUGAAAUAUCGUCAGACAGCACUGAUGAUUCUCAUAGUAGUGGCCCACGACGACCUCCUCAUCGGCAGCCUCGGAUAGUGGUGAUCGGCGCUGGCCUAGCCGGACUCGCUGCGACCAAGACCCUGCUGGACGCCGGCUUCACGGACGUCAGGCUCCUUGACGCGUCCCACCGCGUCGGGGGGAGAGUGCAGAGCAUACAGCACGGUACAGCCAGCCUCGAGCUCGGGGCCACCUGGAUCCAUGGCACCAACGGGAACCCCGUGUACCACCUGGCCCAGGAGAACGGGCUGCUGGAGCACACCACGGACAGCGAGCGCAGCGUGGGACGCAUCAGCCUCUACGGCAAGAACGGCGUGGCCCACUACCGGACCGACAGGGGCCGCCGGAUCCCCAAAGACCUGGUGGAGGAGUUCAGCGACCUGUACAACGAGGUGUUUAAGCUGACACAGGAGUUCUACCAGAACGGGAAGCCGGUGUGUGCUGAGAGCCAGAACAGCGUGGGCGUGUUCACACGGGACUACAUGCGCCAGCGCAUCACGUCAGACCCCGACGACUCAGACGCCGUCAAGAAGCUCAAACUCUCCCUGCUGCAGCAGUACCUCAAAGUGGAGAGCUGUGAGAGCAGCUCCCCCAGCAUGGACGAGGUGUCCCUGAGCGAGUUCGGCGAGUGGACGGAGAUCCCCGGCGCCCACCACGUCAUCCCGGGCGGCUUCAUGAAGAUCGUGGACAUCCUGGCGCGGGACAUCCCGCCCCGGAACGUCUCCCUGGGGAAGGCCGUCCGCUGCGUCCACUGGACCGCCUCGGCCCAGGGGCAGACGCAUCAGCGGCGGGGGGGCGGCGGGGGCAACCGGACGCGGGGGGAGGGCGGCCGCGACGGCGACCACAACGAAAACGAGCGCAACGCCGCGGGCGACCGGCUCAUCCUGGGCGCCGGGCGGGCGGUGCGCGUGGAGUGCGAGGACGAGGAGUGGCUGGCGGCCGACCACGUGAUCGUCACGGCGUCGCUGGGCGUGCUGAAGGACCGGCACGAGGCGCUGUUCUCGCCGCCACUGCCCGAGGAGAAGGUGCUGGCCAUCGAGAAGCUGGGCAUCAGCACCACCAACAAGAUCUUCCUGGAGUACGCCCAGCCCUUCUGGAGCCCCGAGUGCAACAGCAUCCAGCUGGUGUGGGAGGAGGAGGAGGAGGAGGAGGAGGGGGGGGGGGAGGGGGAGAAGAAGGAGGCGGGGGAGGAGGCGGGGGGGGAGGCGGGGGAGGGCCGGCGGUCGGCGCUCCCGGAGGAGCAGUGGUACAAGAAGAUCUGCUCGUUCGACGUGCUGUACCCGCCGCAGCGCUACGGCCACGUGCUCAACGGCUGGAUCUGCGGCGAGGAGGCGCUGCUCAUGGAGCGCUACGACGACGACACGGUGGCCGAGACCUGCACCGAGCUGCUGCGCCGCUUCACAGGAAACCCAGACAUUCCCAAACCCAGGCGGAUCCUGCGCUCCUCCUGGGGCAGCAACCCCUACAUCCGGGGGUCCUACUCCUUCACCAGGGUGGGCUCCAGCGGGGGGGACUUCGAGAGGCUAGCCACGCCCCUACCCUGCGCUGACAGCACCAAGGCCCCGCCUCUCCAGGUCUUGUUUGCUGGGGAGGCCACCCACAGGAAAUACUAUUCCACUACCCAUGGUGCUUUGCUGUCAGGCCAAAGAGAGGCCAAUCGCCUGGUAGAGAUGUACCAGGAUUUGCACAGUGCUAAAACCACAACGCCUAACGUGUAAACCGACAAACCAGAACCACUGACUAGUGAUGAACACACAAAUUAAAUUGUGAUGUCCGAUUUUUUGUAUGUUUGGACGAUAAGUUACACAUCUUACAAUCAAUCUGGGGGCAUUACAUAGUAUGAAUUAAGUCUAACUUCAAAUGUACUGUAGAAUAAAACAUACAGUUUUACUUGACGUGUAUUAAGUUUCCGUGGGUGCUGUCAAUAUUUUGUCUUAUCAUUUUUUUUAUCAUCGAUGUCAUAAUGUUUAUAAUAACAGCAUUUAGGAUUUAACUUAUUUUUUGUAAGUGCCUUCUGUAUCUAAUCUGAUUCUGAAUGAUGAGAAUUCUGAUUAAAAGGAAGAACACUUAACAAUCUUAAUAAAUGUUUUCAUAUGGUCCGAAGUAAUAUUUGUUCAGACAUAUCAGUAGUUACAUUACGUUAUACUUCGGUUCCACAUGUUCAUCCGUUGUUGAAAAAGUAUGCCUUUUUUUU